CCUUCGCUUUCAGUGUGUCUCCUGAGGUUGUCGUGUGAGCAUGGGUCUACCAGCCUUUCCCUUGGGGCCCUAAAUAGUGAUCUAAAAGUGAGAAAUAAGUGAAUAAUCCAUAAAGGAAAAAGAAAAGAAAAGAAGGGGGAAACCUUAUAAUUGCUGUAGUUAACACUGGUGCGUCAUUAUGAAUCGCCCGGGAAUAUAUGGAAUUUUGAUUUUCUUGGCGACUUCCGCGACUGUUUCUCAAGGUGCCGAGUGCCCCCACCCCGCAGUGCCAGUCAACACGAGGGUCGACGUGAGUGCCAGAGAGCCGGGCAGCCUCGCCACCUACUCUUGCGAUGCGGGAUACACUCUCUUCGGAAGUCCGUCGAUCACAUGCGGCGCCGACGGGAGAUGGGCGGGAUCGACCCCGUAUUGUGCCACCAACGUCGCGUGGAAGAAGCCCGUGAAUCAGUCCUCUACGGCAAGGGGCGGUAAGGGCGAGAAUGCCAACGACGGCCACACCACCACCGUGCACGAGGGCCGGCACUGCACCGAGACCCUGGUGGAGGCGUCGCCGUGGUGGUCCGUCGACCUCCUUCAGGAUUACGAGAUCACGCUUGUCAAGAUCACCACCAGAGGGUGUUGCGGACACCAACCCGUGCAGGAUAUCGAAAUCCGCGUGGGAGAUUCCACCAACAUCCAGAGGAACCGCCUGUGCGCUUGGUACCCCGGCACCAUCGAGGAAGGAAGCACGAAGGAAUUCAGCUGCGCCCGCCCUAUGAUCGGCAGAUACGUCUUCGUGCAGAUGGUGGGCGUGGAAGGGUCCAUGUCUCUGUGCGAGGUGGAGGUGUACUCGAAGCAAGAAUUUUCUAAGGAGAAAUGCACAGACAAAGCAGAUCUGUCCACUCUCGGCAUCUUUAAUCAAACGUGCUACGAGUUUCAGAUCUCCGAGGGCGGCACGUUCGAGCGAGGGCGCGAGUACUGCCAAGCGAGGGGCGGCGACCUGGUCCACGGCAUAGGCUUGGUCACGCACUCCUUCCUGGUGUCGGAGAUGGAGAGGGUCAAGGACAAGACGAAGACGCAGCUCAUCUGGAUCGGGGCGCAGAAGGAGCCCACGUUCAUCUCGCGUACCUGGAGGUGGAUUGAUGACGAGAUCGUCGAGAAGCCCCGGUGGGGGCGCGACCAACCCAACAACUACAACGGCCAACAGAACUGCGCGGUGCUGGACGGAGGCCGCGAGUGGCUGUGGAACGACGUCGGGUGCGAACUCAACUACCUGCAUUGGAUCUGCCAGUACCAACCGACUUCCUGUGGCUCGCCGGACCGGAACGAGAACACGACCAUAACGACCACGGAGACGACCACAGACACCACCAUUACCUACGUGUGCCCUGUUGGUAACAUGGUACUGGGCAACAUGAACCGGACGUGUCUGAAGUCGGGCUUCUGGAGUGGUUCCGCCCCGACGUGCAAGUACGUCGACUGCGGGAGCCCCAAGGAAAUCGAGGACGGCACAGUGGUCCUGGUAGACGGCCGCACCACACACGGGGCUAAAGUGGUUUAUGAGUGUACCACGAACUACACUAUUGUAGGGGAAGACACUGCUGUCUGCUCCGAUGAUGGCGCUUGGUCCCCUGAAGCUCCAAAGUGCCUAUACUCGUGGUGCCCGGAGAUAGCGGCGCCUGCGCACGGUCAGCUGGUUCUGAGCGGCCGGCGAUCAGGUGACACGGCCUCCUUCACCUGCGAUCCGGGGUACAGCCUUCAGGGAGUCAAGACGAUCUCCUGCGAGCUGGGAGGAACCUGGUCGGGAGAAGCUCCUUCCUGUAGGUUCAUCGACUGCGGCGUCCCCGAAGACCUCAGGGAUGGCGAGACGUGGACUGCGGUCAGCCUGAGAACAUCGAGCACGGCACGUGGCGUCUCCUGAGCAAUGACACUUUCUACACAGCCCAGGUGGCCUACGAGUGCCCUGAGAACUGGAAGCUGGAUGGUCGCCUUCGUCGCUUCUGCCAGGAGAAUGGGACGUGGGCGGGAGAGACGCCUAAGUGCAUCGAGGUGCUGUGCUCGCCCUUAGCCAAGGACCUGACGGAGGCCCUGAGCGUGGAGGAGGGCGAUCGCAAGGUGGGCUCGACCGCCAGCUACUCGUGCGAGGUGGGCCGGACGCUGGUGGGCGAGGCGACCAGGGAGUGCCGCCAGCAUGGAGUCUGGUCUGGCACUCAACCGCGGUGUGAAUGGGUGUCCUGUACGAUGCCGGAAGACAUAGAAAACGGGCGUAUCGUGCGUCUGAAUGAAACGCUGUUGUACGGUUCCGUUGUGGAGUACCAUUGCCUCCCCAAGUACCGUCUCGAUGGCCCUUUCAUGCGGACCUGUACCACGAAGGGUUCAUGGUCCGGAGAUGUACCUAGAUGUCUCUUGGACACCGAAGACUACGGCGUCCUGGGAGACAACACGGUGGACGGGACGACGAACUCCGCCAGGGGGACGUCGCCAGGGAGUCUCGAGGAAGCUUCGAACACCGGUCUCUACGUCGGCCUCGCCUUCGGUCUCAUCGGCGUGGUCUUCGUGGCUGUUCUCUUCAUCUUUCUGAGAACCAGGCGCCAGCAGAAGGCGGCGAAGCAGGAACCUCCCACUCACAUGAAGCCCAAGGAUGACUCUAGCGCCGAAGCGAUGCGUUACGCCAACCUCAGCGACCCUACGACAGGCAACAACAUCUACGAAAACAUCCCGGACGACAUCGAGGAAUACACCGACAUGUCCGGCCCCUACACGGCCCCCACGGGAGUCACCAACCACACCUACGCGAACGGCCACCAGCCCACCUACACGAAUGGCAUGAUGACUUCCACGGCACGCCCGCCCGCCCACAUCCUGUCCCGCCCUCGCAUGCCUCCCCCACAGCCGCCCACGGUCCCGCCCACAGCCAGACCGGGUGCUCCUCGCCAGUCGUCCGUCGUCACGAUUAACGGCGUGACGGUAGCUAGCAACGGGACAUAAACGCGCGACCCUCCUUGGUUCUGGACGCCGUGAAAUCCGGCUGUUUGUAGGGUUGGAUUCCAUGUGUAGAAUGUCUCAGUUGGGUUUGAUUCUUAUUCUCAUUCGGUUUAUAUGAUUAUCUUUGUUUCAUUUUUUUAUAUACAUGUUACUGUCUUUUUUUUUUCAUUUUUUAUUCUUAUUAUUUUGAGUUUGACCUUAAUAGGGAAAAAAAUUUAACAAUGUUUCACAUGUAUUCAUAAAGGAUAUUUUGUAUAGGGACUGGAAGUCAGUUUUUUUUAUUUAUUAUUAUUUUUUUUAUAUCUUUUAAGAGGUAGAUGUUCCUUAUAAGUAUUGAUUAAAAUCUAAUAUUACAAUACAAGACUAGAAUUUUAUCAGAAGGGAACACAUACCCAUAGUACUUAGGAAUUUAAACCAAUUCCCUACUUUUAUAACCCUUUUAACACGACUUACAAACCUAGAGAAAUUCAGCCAUCUUCUUUUACAACUCUUAAACAGUCUUGAAUGAAUGUAUAUAAAGUAUUUUUAUAUGAAUACUCUACUUUGUGUAAGGAGGGAUUGGUACAUAUGAAUUUACGAUCAUCAAGUUGUCAGGAAUGGUGUAUCAUCAUACACAAAUUUCGCUGUAUAGGAUCUAGGAACGCGUUUGUAUGUGUACAUAUAUGUAUAAAUAGUUAAGAGUUAAUGUUUCGGUUGGUUGCAUAAACAAGAUGAUGAAAUAAUAACUAUACUAGAUCUAGAAGCAUCCAAGAUUAAAUUAACUUCAUAUCUCCGGUGAUAGUGUAAUAUUUGGAGGUGAAAUCCACUUGAAAUGAUAAAAAAAAUAUUAAUUGUAUAAGAUAACACAGUAUACAUGAUCACUAUCUAAAAUGGAUUCACAUAUCUUUGUGUUGGACAGAUAUGCUUUUGAUUUUUUUUAUGCUGUAUCCUGCACAGUUGAUUAUAUAUUUCUUAUUUUCUGUUUGAGCUUUUGUAUCGUUAUGAAUGGUACAUGUUUUUUUUUUCAUGUGAAACCCCAAAACAUAUAAUAAAAACAUUGCACAUGUUUGUUAUAAAACAUGUGAUUGAUAUAUCCGUGUAUAUACUUAAUAUAUACACAUAUAGGUUUUAAGAAGGCGGUAUUCUUAUAAUCUUUUUCCUGUUUCUUUUCACUUCAAAGCAUAUUAUGUAGGGCGAAAAUGCAAGCAUUCCUUGGGUAGAGGGAGCUGCUUUGUGCAAUUGAUACUCGUGGAAAUUGUUAAUGUAUAAUUCUAGAAUAAUAGAUAGUGGAAAGGAUAUCAUAUAAAUUUUGUUUACAUCGAGGCAAACAAAAAUCAUGGCAUUGUUUUUUUCCUUAAUUGACAGAGCACAAGAGUUCAGAAUAUUCGAAGAGUUCAAUUUUUUUCUGUUCAGGAAAAAAGAGAAAAUUUAUAAAUAAAAUAUUGAGUGUUAGUAUGAAAUAUCAAUGGCUCUGUUACCCUCCAAGGAAAUUAAAUCAGUUUUCCCUUCUUCGUUUUCCGUGAGGAAUGCUUAAUUUUCACCCAUAAUUAAUUACAUGUUUUUUUUUUUACACAAACCUGAUAUACAUUUAAAUUUAUCAGCCCAGAACAACCCCACCUUACGUGUCUUUUUCAUACCGAGGCUUUCCUGUUCAUAAAUGCAUUAAUGGGUACAUAGUGUUUCAUCUUUAUUACUCUGGUUUCAAUUAUUAUAUUUAUCAUUCUAGUUAUAAUUCUUCUUUUUUCUUUUUCUUUUUUUCAUCGAGUGGAUUGCUUAUUAAUAAUCAUGUGGAAGUGACAGUUAGGCUCACAGCAACACUUACACACAGCCUUAUUACUACAGGCUUACGAACACUGUAAUGUUGCUUUACUAAUACUGUGUCAGUGAUUAUAAUAGACAUGGAUUAUAUUAUAUAUAUAUAUAUAGGUUUAUGUAGUCCCGUCCGAUAACCCACGCAGUCUAGUCUCGUAGACUUACAUAGUUAUUUAAGAGGAUAUAUGGGGUUCCGUUGGUCACUGAAAAUGUGGGCAUGUUUUUGUGGUGUUGAAAAUCCCAUUGAGUUUGGUCGGUUGAUUGUGUGAAUUGCGUUAAUUUUUUUUCUCUCCCUAUGGCUACCUUACUUUUACUAGCAUUUUCUGGUUCUGUUUUCUGUAUGUGUAAUUAACUUCUUUUUUUUUUAUCUUAUUUGCUUAUCUACUGUCGAUUAUUUUCAUGUAUUAUUGGUACUGUAAUUACCAUUACUGGUGUUUAGUACAGUUACUAUCACUGUCGCUUGUACUGUUAUUAUUACUCGGCUAAAACAACUACUUUUACGGUUAGUGUUUUAGUAUUGCUCAUUCUAUUAUUAUUAUUAUCAUCCUCGCUAAUUCUUCUAAUUAUUUACCAGGUCAAUAUUGCUAUCUAUAUUUUAUUUUAUUAUCAUCUACAUCCAUACUUUCUAAUAUCCAUAAUAUUCUAACGAUCUUUUAACCGACUGCCAUAUCCUUAAUAUAACCGAUCUAGCCACUUUUAUUUUAAAUCUGAUAACGUCAAAUUUCAUAUUAUAUAUCUUUUUAACCCUGACAGAAUCUUCUCUACCUUUCCUUUCUUAUUAACAAGAGAAAUUGAUGUAUUAAACCCCUCUGGAACGGCAUUUUGACAUUCUGACUUCUGUCUGUGUGUAUGUGGCGGGAUGCUCCUAUUGGUCCGCUGAGGUCACGUGAUUAGGAAAGGUUGAACUCUGAACCGCCGUACUGUGUCGUGAUUGGUCUAUUUUACCCGCGUUGAUUGUUGUAAUAUUUGUAAAUACGAAUUGCUAUAUUGUACAAUAAAUUAUCCAUCUGAAUGUGA
Molecule: messenger RNA, 5772 nt
Organism: Penaeus monodon (black tiger shrimp)
Lineage: Eukaryota; Metazoa; Arthropoda; Malacostraca; Decapoda; Penaeidae
Gene: fw
Product: sushi, von Willebrand factor type A, EGF and pentraxin domain-containing protein 1-like
Source: RefSeq, a predicted model, not a curated record